Messenger RNA from Saccostrea cuccullata (small rock oyster), 1118 nucleotides. RefSeq names its product spermatogenesis-associated protein 24-like. Lineage: Eukaryota; Metazoa; Mollusca; Bivalvia; Ostreida; Ostreidae. Gene Ontology annotation, molecular function: DNA binding. The record is from RefSeq and is a predicted model, not a curated record. Gene Ontology annotation, cellular component: nucleus; cytoplasm. The transcript has 6 exons. The coding region runs from base 26 to 736 and encodes 236 amino acids.
CGGAAUACGUAAGGCAACAUCACCGAUGGAAACUGUAACAAUACAGGAGGAGAUCUCCACUUUUUCUGAGACUGACUCCAUUCCCUCUGAUGUUUUAGUACAGAGGCAGCUCCAGGACAUCAUUCUUACUCAAAAGUCAGUCAUAGAAAGACUCAGCGAAGACGUUUCACUGCAGGAGACAUCACUUAGAGAAAGUUUUCUGUCUAGAGAUACAUAUGAAGAGGACCUUCGAAAACUUGAGCGAUCUGUUCAAGAAGAUUAUGUACCCAAAGAAGACUAUAUACAACUAGAAUCUCAAAUAGAGGAAGAGAGAAAAGAGCACGCCAAAACUCGGACAGAACUCAGUGAAGUCACAGAUCGACUGGAAUUUGCUCUGGGAGAAAUUGAAAUUUUAACCAAACAGUUGGCAAGGGAAAAAGAGGCAUUCCAAAGAGCAUUUGGUGAUGUAAGAUCACAAGCCAUGAAGGAAACAUCAAAGAACAUCAAAUUAGAAUCAAAAUGUUCAGAAAUAAGUAAAAAGGUGGAACAUCAAGAACAAGAUUUAAACAAGAAGAAAGAGGCGUUACAGAAACUAGAAAAAAAGAUACGAGAAAAAGAAAUCGAGCACAAAAAGCAGCUAACGGAAGUGGAGAUCGAGAAAAAACACGAGCAGUAUAUCAGCCGAUUAAUGGAGGAACAAGACCAGAAAAAGAAAACUCGAGAUCGCCUGCUCGCUGUCCCCAAAACCAAGAGAUGAUGACUCUCAGCUCAUACUACUUAAAAUCAAAAGAAGACAGUAAAGGGGUAUAUCCUAGUCCGUCCACAACAAAUCACUGCUAUACAAUGAGUUGCAGUGAAAAUGUAUAUGUUUCAAAGUAAAUUAUUUAUUUACUUUAUUAUUUGCCUGUAGGUAAAAAAUGGUAUUUAGCAGGAUUCAUAUAGAUUUAUAAUGGUUUUUUGACAUACAUAUUACUUUGUAAUGUCAUAUACAUUAGUUUAUGUACAAUAAGUCACCAGGUUCUUGUAAAUAUGUACCAAAUAUAAAAUAAGUAAAUUCCAGAGAUUGUUGUCAUCUUAACAUAUAUAUAUAUAUGCAACAGAUACUGGAUACGUGAUAUUAUAAAAGGCUGCCAUAUUAA